UGUUGCUACAGACACGUCUUUUUGUCGUUGUCGAGAGCGACUGAAAACUGGAAAGUCCCUGACAGUCAAGCGAGGGUUUCCGGGCGGAACUACUAUUAGUUGAAAUGAGGACUGUCUGGCCUUUCUUCGCCUAACUUUCCUUCGUGGAUUGCAAAGAGCCUAUUUGGUGUUUAAUUUUAAUCUAAGAGCGAGGCUUCCAGCUAGAUAAUCGACGCGAGCUAGCUCUUUGUCUGGCUAGCGGCUAGCUCGAAGGAUGUGCUGUUGAGCCCGAGGCUGCCCUCCCGUCGUCUGGGAGAGGAGGACAGACGUCAUCCGUUCGCGUUGAAACCACGCCGCCGUCGCUCAUAUAAAAACAAACAGUGGAAAGGGGGCCUGUGAGAUAUUCUCUUUGUUACGUAAGAGAAGCGACGUCGAGAGAAAGCGAGAGCGACAGAAAGAAGGAGUUCGGCCGAAGAUGGGCAACUGCCUCAAGUCCCCAACUUCGGACGACAUGUCUUUGCUCCACGAAUCCCAGUCGGACAGGGCCAGUUACGGCGACGGCGCCGACCCCGACCUGGAGCCGCCACCUCCUUACCAGGAACAGAUUCAUGUUCCCAUCUACCACCCGACACCUAGCCAGGCUCGACUAGCCACCCAGCUGACGGAAGAGGAGCAGGUGCGAAUCGCCCAGCGCAUCGGACUGAUCCAGCACCUUCCGAGGGGCGUUUUCGACCCCGGGCGAGACGGAUCUGAGAAAAAGAUCCGAGAGUGCGUGAUCUGCAUGAUGGACUUUGUGUAUGGGGACCCCAUCAGGUUCCUGCCCUGUAUGCACAUCUACCACAUGGACUGUAUCGACGACUGGCUUAUGAGGUCCUUCACCUGCCCGUCAUGCAUGGAGCCGGUGGACGCCGCGUUGCUUUCCUCCUACGAGACCAACUGACACACACCUGCACGUGCACUCACAAACACACGUAUACAUACACACACACACUUAUGGACUACGCUUGACACCAACACACGUACAUAGACUGCACACUCGUGGAUUUAGCCAGGAUUAGUAAAGAUGGACGCAAGUGUUCACAGGUGGGCCUGCUGGUCAGGACUGUGCCUGAGAAAGUGAAAGAAUUGAAGCUGCGGAACAAGAAACAGUGGACAUCUGAAAAAGAAGAAAAGGUCACUAAGACACCCUUACUGUCACAUACUUGCACGACUAAAAAUUUGAAGGUCAAAUAUGGUUCACCUUUAAAUGUUGUAGUGCAUUUUAAGGUCAUCAAGAAAUUUCAAAGUCCAGUAUCCCAUCCUUUUUGGGAGUAGUGUAUCUUUGACGCAGACUGUGACGGCACACAAGAUGGUCCAUCUGCCCACCAUGCUAUUUUUCCUCAGAUCGCCUAGAAUCCUUGCCAAGAGGAGGAAGAAGUAGCGAUCCUCAAGAUUUGCAGCCUCCAAAACGGCCGUUGGCUCCGAGCUGCCAGCCGAGCAGAUAGGUGAAUAGAUUACAGCAGACACUCUCAGUCUCGAUCUCUGGUGAGAAAAAGUCAACUUGAUCGUGGUUUUGUAAAGGGCUUUGUUCUAUUUCGUGACAUGGCAAAAACAACUGUAACGUGUCAGUCAAGCUGAGGCCCUCCAUUUCCAUAGCUCCCCCGCCGCCCCUUGGACACCGGAGCCGCGUUCAUGCCGACUUUGUGGCAGAACGGAGGUGAAACGGCAUUCAACCGCCUGUACCUUUCAGACAGAACUGGCUGAAGAGAGAUGUUGCUGGGUCCUUGAAGUGUGUGCUCAUACAGUCAUUGGGACUUCAUAAUUCCGAUAAUUAAGAUGUUGGGGUCAGGUCUUUAAACACAAUGGGCAAACUGAUCUUGUGUAGGUGUGCAUGUUUUUAAAAUAAUGCAAGAUUAUUUAUUGAAAAUUAUUUUCUGUGAUUGCGCAACCAAUAUCGCACCCGUCGAGUGCUGUGUUCAAGUAUUUACCACCUUCCUGAUUUCUAUGUUUUUUGUAUAUUUGUCACACAAAACGAUUUCAAUUCAUCAAACCAAUGUGAAUAUCACCCAGACAACCCAAGGAAAUGUAAAAUGCUGUUUCUAAACGGUGAUUUCAUUGACUAAGGCGAAAAAAAAAAUUCAAAGCAAAUGACAAAAACCGUACUGGUCCCAUGAAAGAUGUGAAGUGAAUCAACAUUCAAACAACUUUCCAGAGGGUUCUGUGUGAAAGGCACAGGCAGAUGGAUACAUGCCGGAUCAACAUCUAGCUAGGGCUUGCCAAUUUUACCCAAUCUCUGCGUGGAAGAGGCUUUGGAAAGCACAAAUAUUUCUCCAAUGCUAAGAAUCCUGAAAAAUAUAUCCCAAUCCUGAUAACAUUUGAAAAGUCCUCCCUUCGAGUUUUUGCACAGACUUCAUGUCGGAUGUUUUCAAUUGCUGGGAUGGAGUAUCAUGGCCUUGGGUUGUUCAAAUGUGUAAACGGGAAAGAGGCUAGAAAAGCCAGGAGAGACAGUGUUGCGUCAAAUUGUUGAAAACGCAACCAAGAUUUCUUGUAAGAGCAUUUGGCUUGAAUUUCAGUCACUUUGGUACGUACGCUGCCCUCCAUAAUCAACGGUGCACCUGGUUACGAUGUGUUCUUUAGCUUUUAAUAAAUUACCGGUAAGUUACCCAAAAAAAUAAGUAAAAAUUACGGGACAAAAUCGAAAUAAGAACAAGAUGAAAACCAACCUUUAAUUCAAGAUCAUUAUUUCAGUGUGGGAAAUAAAUCCGACAUUAACGAAUAUUUUUUUACAUCAACUCAUGUGUGCCAAAUUUAGUUGUACUCCUGAAGUGAAAACAACCCUCUUUUGCCAACGAAGCAGCAUUGAAUCUUCUUCUGUAAUGUUUCUGCAAUCUUUUUUGCACAGUUUCUAUAAAUCAUCCAGCAACCGGGGUCCCGUCCUCUCCACUCUCCUCUUUAGCCCUCUCAAUCGGGUUGAGGUCUGGGGAAUGAGAUGGCCAUGGGAAGAGCUUGAUUUGGUGUGUGGUGAACCAUUUCUAAUUUUUUUAAUCAGAUCAUAUGCUUCUGCAAUUAAAAAAAUAUAUAUUUUAUGGCUUUUAACACAUCUUGAUCAGGGGUGCCAAUAAUCGUGGCACUGUAAGUGAUGUUCAGGUCCGAACCUGGAUGUCAUCAGUCACUGGACGCGCAAAUACAAAUACAGUACUGUGCACAUUAGCUUCGUCAUUUUAAUGGAAUGGACAGGUACAGUAUUAGCCAAAAGAGACAAAACUGGACCAUGAAAAGUCGAAAAGGUUUGGUGCGGACACUGUGCUGUCCAAAUGCAUUGCAGGAAAUUGUUAUCACCACUUCAGUCAGUGUGUGGCUUGCUUUAGUUUGGGGAAGUUGGUUUCCCGCUUCUGCAUGGUGCAGCAGGAAACAGACAAAACCACGGCACAUUGAACCGACACACAGUCAGAAUGAGAAAAGCUAAAAAUGAAAAAAAAAAUGGAAGAGAACAAGGAUCUUGCGUACUUUACUUCGAAGGCAAAAGAGUCACAUUUUAUCCACAAAGACACUGGGCAGUAAGACCGUUGAUCACUGGUGCUAACUGUGAGCAGUGUCCAAAACUACAUCAACAGUGGGGGUUUUUUUGUUUGUUUUUUUAGCUGCGACCAGAUGUUUACCAUAUCGGUCCUAACCAGGUAUCGUGAAUGCUUUUAUAUUUGCAAUUUAACAUUCAUUAAAUUCCCUGUCCACACAAAGGAUUUCUUUUAACCCAUCCAACAAUAUUCGCUUAAACUUAAAAAUGUGGUGGCAUGUUUAUGUCAAGGAAGUAUGUUGAAAUGAGUUGAGGAGUUUUAUUUUGAUUUACAAUAAGUGGCGCUUUGCUCCCAUCUUGUGGCAAUGAUAGGGAAUUAAAAACCUUUUUAAAGGGCAUCAAAUACUCGAUAAUUUUCGCUCUUGUUGCAGGCCUUAGUCCUGUCCCACUGCUAACGGGGGAUUAGCUGGACUGCAGUUGGUGUCUGCUUUUGCCAACGCCGAGCUGAGUAGAUGCCGUGCAGUGGAAAAGGAGACUAACAAUACACCACACACAAAAAUAAAAGUCUCUAAAAUGUUAAACUGUAUGCGGUCAUGAACGGAUUACAAAAAACACAAACAGCUUUUUGCACAGUACUGUAUAAUCUGCCAUGUAACACUCAAAUUGCAAUCCGCAGCCAAUAAUUCUCAAAACUAUUUGAACAAUUGCAGCUCAUUUAAAGACUACCUUAGUUGAGCUGCGCCGCUCUUAUUUCCAUAAAAUGACUCAUGGGCGCGCACUGUGUUGGCCGGAUAUUCACCGACAAUGCAACAGCUGUACAUGAAGCCAGGCAUUCUCCCAUUUAUUUAUUUAAGAAGGCCGAGCUUACUGGCACGUGUUGAUUGUGGGUGGAUUUUUGUAAGAACCAAACUGUCCCAUCUGUUUGCUCAUGUGAAUGGGUUAUGUGUGUUUUAUGAUGUUUGUGUAAGGAUCCUUGUUAGAUAUUUCCUUAUUUGUGAGCAUACACAUGAAUAUGCAGAGUGCUACAGGAGACAAAUAAAUAGACACUGCAACUGAACACAA
Molecule: messenger RNA, 4534 nt
Organism: Hippocampus zosterae (dwarf seahorse)
Lineage: Eukaryota; Metazoa; Chordata; Actinopteri; Syngnathiformes; Syngnathidae
Gene: rnf11b
Product: ring finger protein 11b
Exons: 3
Coding region: 455-919 (154 amino acids)
Source: RefSeq, a predicted model, not a curated record